This is a messenger RNA of Paramormyrops kingsleyae, 4489 nucleotides long. The record is from RefSeq and is a predicted model, not a curated record. Lineage: Eukaryota; Metazoa; Chordata; Actinopteri; Osteoglossiformes; Mormyridae.
AACACUAAAAAGUUGCCCCGUAGGUGAUUUAACGCAGGCGCAAAGCACGCCGUCCGUCCAGUUACUCUGGUUCACUUACCUGAGGAGUAACCGGUUUCGGUGAAGGAAGGAAGGGAGGGAGGGAGCGAUAGAGGGAGGGAAAGGGAGAGAGGAGACAAUACGAGCGAGUGCGCGGCUCCGUGUGUGAGACGGGCACCGAAUCAGACAGGCUGCCGAUCCGCAGGCUGUCAGGAGCGCACCGGGGAGCGGGUCGCUCGGAGCGCCGCACGGACACUCAGGCAGGGCGGUAUCAGUCAGCUCCAGGUGAGGGCGGAUCUCCCUGAACUUACGCGGGAUUCCUUCUCGGACACACGCACUUUUGAUGGAUCGCUGUUGAACGUUUUGGAACUUCAGCCCCCGAUGGCUGGCCAUAGUAUGAGCGGUGCAGUUUCGAUUUGAGAGGUUUUCCGAUCGAGCAGAUCGAGCCGUAGUGUUACGGUAACAGCUGUGCGUUACUUCCGUCAUACAUCCAGCUGCCAGAAGGGAGAAGAUGAUGGGAUUUCUGCGGCGGACCUUCUCCAGGCGCUCCAUGCGGCGCUUCCAGACGCCGGACGAGGCGGACGGCGCGGUGCGGCGCGCAGGCGGGGGUCCGAUCCCGGCGCUGCAGGCGCACCAGCAGCAGGUCGUCCACGCUCCAGCCGUGGUCACCGGGGGGGCCGUGGUGCACAUUCCUGCUGCGGGGAACAACAAGUCCGUCAUGACCUGCAGGGUCCUGCUUCUGGACGGGUCGGACGUCAACGUGGAUCUACCGGUCAGUCCAACGACGGCUCUUAAGGCUGAUGCGUGUUUUGAGAGCAUGUCAGUGAAAUGCUGCUUUGCAUGCACGUCGUGGCCGGAUUCCGUGCUGGGAAAACUUGUCAGCCGCCGUAGGGGAGUUGCAGGCGUUAUUAGCUGGGUCUGCGAUGCUGACUGCAGCAGUCAGUGGCAUUUAAGAUAUGGUGUCUCUUUACUCCAAGCAGGCCCCCCAUUCACACUCUACUUCCGGGUGAAGUUUUACUCAUCGGAGCCCAAUAACCUUCGCGAGGAGUUUACCAGGUACCUGUUUGUGCUGCAGCUCAGGCAGGACAUCCUGUCGGGGAAGUUGAAAUGCCCAUAUGACAUCGCCGUAGAGCUUGCUGCCCUUUGUCUGCAGAGCGAGCUGGGAGACUGCGACCCCAUGGAGCACUCCCCGGAGCUGGUGUCCGAGUUCCGCUUCAUCCCCAAGCAGACCGAAGUAAUGGAGGCCGCCAUUUUUCAGAAGUGGGUCGAAUGCAGGGGGAAGAUUCCCUCCCAGGCGGAGAUGUGCUUUCUGAACAAGUGCAAGUGGCUGGAGAUGUAUGGAGUGGACAUGCAUUUUGUGAAGGGCAGGGACGGGUGCGACUAUGCACUUGGCCUAACCCCAACUGGGAUACUCGUGUUCGAAGGGUCAGAAAAAAUUGGCCUGUUUUUCUGGCCUAAAAUCAUCAGGCUGGACUUCAAGAAGAACAGGCUGACUCUGGUGGUGGUGGAGGACGACGACGAGGGCCGGGAGCAGGAGCACACCUUCGUGUUCCGGCUGGAGAACGCCCGCACCUGCAAGCACAUGUGGAAGUGCGCCGUGGAAAGCCACGCCUUCUUUCGUCUGCGGCAGCCCGCACACAGCAAGCCGAGCCGCAGCGACUUCGUGCGCCUGGGCUCCCGCUUCCGCUUUAGUGGGAGGACAGAAUACCAGGCGACCCACAUCAGCCGGGGGAGGAGAGCCAGCACCUUCGAGAGGCGGCCCAGCAAGCGGUACCCGUCUCGAAGGCAGUCCAUGGUGAAAGCCUUGAAUCCAGCCAAAGCGGCUCACCUAAGCUCCCAGACGAGUCCUGACCCCACGCUCUACCAGUACCAGCACAACAUCCCGGUGGCUCAGGAGCCCUGGCACCUGACGCAUGCCAAAUAUGCCCAGCACCCUGCCCACACGCCCCCGCCCAGGCCACCUCAUACCACGGACCCAGUCAGCAAACCUCCUCGCGUCUUCGGCAGGGACCCCAACAGCCGCCCCGUCCCCGAACGCAGCAGCCAGAAAGAGGAGGGAGUGGUCAGCAUUGUUUACGAUGACAAGGUCAUGACGGCUCUCCAUUUGAGCACCAGGGGCAGGUUGGAUUGUCCGACCCGGCAGAUCCAUAUGCUCAGCGGCGGCGUGGCUCAAGCCAACCACACGGUGCCACGUCUCACUCCUUUCCAUGCAAGAGGUGUCAUUGACUUAAUUAAAGGAAGGAGUGGGGCGAGCAUGGAGCCGUUCUGGUGGAGUCGCAGGAACAGGCCUGGACACGCAGGAGAUGCCCAUCAGGAGAGGGGAGCCUAUGGGCUGUCGCUUCCUGGAGACUGUUGGCAUGGAGAUGAUCGGCCUUCAUUACAGGAGACAAAUGCUGCGAGUUACCCCAUGGUGGGAGUCUCGCCUAACAAACCAGAGCUACAGCAGUACAGCAUGGAAGAGAACGAGGGCUCCCCGUACUCCUCCAAGGGCAUCAGGCGCUGCCCCCACCACCAGCCCGGGUUCGAGAGCGCCGAGAGCCUGUGCGGCAUGCCGAAAUCGCACAUGUUAAGACCGGUGACGCAGUGCAAGCCAGAUGACCUGGAUGAUGAUCAGCUUAAGCAGACGGAGCUGGAGUCAGGCAGGUUGCCAGGCCCCUGGCCAUCACUGCACAUCAACAUAGACAGUAAGAUGGAGGAAAAGCAGCUGUCGGAGAAGAGUCUUCACUCUCCUGCUUUGACGGCCGGCCUCCCAGAGCACCUCAAGUGUAACAUCCUCAAGGCUCAGAUGGACUCUGCCUUCAGAGUCAUGAACGAGGGCGACCGGAGGGGCAGCUCCUCUGGACACGAGCACAACGGCAGGUUUCCAUCGUCAUCCCAAGAUUCAGUCUCUUCCAGCCUGACGACCGAAAAGCCACCCGUCAGAUCGGAACGGAGGAAGAGACUCGUCAGACAGUACAGUUUUAACCAUAGUGACGAAGAUGACCUCCCAGCAGCCCUUGCUGCCAUUUCCUCCCAGAGCAGCGCUGGAAAAACCACCUCCGAAAGCUCACUGGACAUCCAGAUCCAGCCACCCAUAUACCCCAAGGCCGAUCUUGCACUGCUAGAACUGGGGGUGCAGUGCUGUCACCAUCUGGUGUCUCCUUCCAAGCCUCCACCGUUCUCACAAGGGCCUGUUCCUCAGCUGGUACCCUGUGGUUCCACUCAACCCGACAGUCAUACUGGUCUGGGAGUGUCUUGCACCAGUGCCCAGCCUCAGGGAGCGCUGGGAGAAAUGGAGACGACCCUCCCAGAGCUCAGCCCCCUACGCCACAUGCUGAAGCCCUGAGGAUGGACCUUGACCGGGAGAAGCUGUUAAGGAGACUCUUGAUGACUGAACUGUGAAAGGGAGCAGACAGCAUGAGCAGACAGCACCCUUCAGUGUGCCUUUCAUCCUCCCCGUUUCCCAGGGAGACGCUUUACAGUCCGCUUACCCCGACGCUAGGAAACAAUCUGAAUCCGGACUGUGCCGCCUCUGAGCUGGCGUCGGCCAGAAAGGUGACUCAGAGGUUACCAGGACUCGUAUUUCUUUGGCUACGAGUUUGCGUUUUAUUGCUACGAUAAGAUUCCGUCCUAUCGGAUUUGAUAUUUUUAAUAACGUACCGCAAAUGGUGAGCAGCUCUUUUUUCGGCUGGGGCGGGACACGACAUUCCCCGGCUUCGCUCAGGAGGUGCUGGCCAGAUUCUUGGAGGAUCCCGAUGACUUCUGAAGCGGAGAAGUAUGGUCACUCCCGGCUGUUCAGUCUUAUGUAUGUAAUGGUUAGUGUUUUUAUUACUUUGAUGUUAUAAGAUAUGAAUUUAUCAUUGGUUUCAACACUGAUGCACAUUCACCAGGUCAUUAGGCCACGUCUCUAUGACAUGUACGAGAGCCCCAACAUUCUCCCGGAGCUCCUACUAACACUGAUGAAUGGAUGCCCCCCCCCAGGCAACACUUUUGUAAUCAUUAAGUCAGAAGUAUUCCAUAUUCUCCUAAACUGGGUAAUAUGACAAAGUCAUAUUUACAAAGAUAAAUGACUAAUCAUAUGCCACCGUCUUAAAUUAUUAUUUAUCUUUUUAAAUAUUGAAUACAUAAUUGAUAGCCAAUCUUAUUUUUCCCGAUUAUGGGAAAAAAGACAAACCUAAAUUUGUCCUGUUGCAUUGAGGUAGCCCCGUUUCUUUGGGUCUCCAGGGUUGUGGGAUUGAUCCCUGCCCCUGGCUCUCUGUAUGUGGAGCCUGCAGGUUCUCCCCACAUCUCCAGUCCAUGACCCAGACACACAGGUCAGAAAAUACAUCAGGAUGGCCAUGUGACCGGAUAGAAUGAUCUAGAUCUCACCCAGGCCCAAGGAAGAGGUGUUCUCAAUGUCAUCAGGUCAAAGAUUUCAUCAAAAGAGCCAUCAGAGAAGCCAUUGAAAAGUUAGCUUUAAUAUCAUAAACACAGGAUAUCUACACACACUGAA